AACGUAUAGCGCAUAUACGUAGAGCGCGUGUGGUCCAGAUGGAACCCCGCGAGACAGACGAGUUGCUCAAGUCUCAUCUGCGAGAGAAUAAUCUUUUGCAAGACAGACUCAGGUCAUGGAUCGUCGAUCGUUCUCCUCUCGGAGGUCGCGGCUUAUUUGCCACGCGAGACAUUCAAGCCGGCGAGCUGAUCUUCACGGAUGUUCCGCUGUUAAUGGGGCCGCGAUGCUACAACAAGCAUCUGCCGAUGUGCGUUGUCUGUUACAAAAACAACUGCCCUCUGUUCCCCUGCGAUUACGGCUGCGGUUUGCCGAUUUGUUCUGCGGAAUGUGAGAAUUCGGCGAUGCACGUUCAAGGGGAAUGCCAAUUCCUGAGAGAGUGGGCGCCAACCUGCGGUUCCACUUGGUCCAAAGAUCUAUUACUCGUGGUGGUGCUGAUACGUGGUCUUGCGUUGUCGGAGGAGCAGCGCACAUUAUUGUACGCCUUUGAAUGCCAUGCGAAUCUUAAUCGCAAUUACGAGAUCGACUUGCUCAAAAGAAACGUGGCCAAUCUUCCCAGCGAAGAGCAAAUGAAACUUAUGCAACGCGUCUGCGACGUCUUCAACACAAAUUCGUUCGAAGUUGUUGUACCUUCACGGGGCAAUGAUCAUACCAUGAGUUUACGUGGUCUUUACCCAAUGGGCGCAUUGCAGAAUCAUUGCUGUGUACCGAAUAGCAGGCAUCACUUUGACGACCAGCAACGGUUGCACGUAAGCGCCGCGCUGCCUAUCGCCGCUGGCGAGGAGAUCACCAUGUCCUACACCGAUCUGUUAUGGGACACAUCGACUAGAAGGCAGUUCUUGAGGAUCACUAAGCGUUUCUCUUGCAAUUGCAACAGGUGCUCCGAUCCACUGGAAUUCGGUUCUCGGCUCAGCGCACUUCUCUGUGCGAAGGACGAAUGUUUGGGACAUUUGUUACCUCGUAAUCCUCUCAAUUAUGAAUCGUCCUGGAUCUGCGACAAGUGUCAGACCAGCGUAAAUCACAGACAGAUUGAAUGUAUCCAUUCGGGAUUGAAUACAUUUGUAUCCAACGUUAUGUACAAAACUCCACGAGAAAUUCAAAGAUUUACAGAAGCAAUAUUGCCAAAAUUGGUACCCGCCAUUAAUUAUAUCAUGUUGGAUAUCAAAUAUUGUAUAAUAUCUUACUUUGGCAGAGUUCCCGAUCUUAAAUGGGAAGAUCUCACAGAUGUAGAACUUCGAAUUAAAAGGACAUAUUGUGACGAUAUACUUUCUGCUUUAGACGCCUUAGGUUCUGGAGAUUCUAUUAAAAAGGGUCUUGUUUUAUACGAGUUGUAUCGUACCAAUCUUGAAUUGCUUAAACGCCAAAUUUCCGAUGAUAACAAUGACCAGAUACAUCCACACAUAAAAAACGAUGAUAAUGAGCAACUGUUACGAAAGGCAAUGAGUAUAUUACAAAACGAUGUCGGUGCAGCCUGUGUUCGCAAAAGCGAUUAAUGGAAACAACUAUUUUUUAAGUCAUUUGACCGUUCAUAUUUAUUGCUUUACUCGAUAUCUGGAGUACAUGACAAACAUAUAUUAUGAGAAUACAACAAAGAAUGCGUCUACAUUAUAUUUUCAUAAUUACUUAGUUCUGUGCUUUAAUUCACAUGAACUAUAUUGUAUAUAAUACAAAAUUUGUAAUAUAUAAUAUAUAUUUAAUAUAUUUUUUUUUAAAUAUGCGAAGAUUUAUUGACAAUCAAAUCUUUAUCAAAGUAAAAAUGCAAAUGUUCAAACAAAAAUUAUAUUUAACAGCUAUUAUUAGCUACAUGUCAAUUAUAUGUAUAAAUUGUGAUACGACAAUAUCUGUUAUAACAAUAUCUGUUAUAAUGUGUAAUAGAUUGAUGAAACAGGGUAUAUUUAUACAGAGGGUGAAAUAGAUAGCGCGAUCUGCGCAAGAGGGUAAUACUUCGCAGCAAAAUGAAAUAACAGUAUACUAUUUUUUUGUUAAUAUACAAAGUUUCAUUUUCUGAAAACUUUUUGAAAAUUGAAAA
This is a messenger RNA of Solenopsis invicta (red fire ant), 2026 nucleotides long. It is a transcript of the gene SmydA-8, whose product is annotated as SET domain-containing protein SmydA-8. Gene Ontology annotation, molecular function: protein binding. The coding region runs from base 39 to 1490 and encodes 483 amino acids. Lineage: Eukaryota; Metazoa; Arthropoda; Insecta; Hymenoptera; Formicidae. The transcript has 7 exons. The record is from RefSeq and is a predicted model, not a curated record.